Messenger RNA from Suillus plorans, 1842 nucleotides. RefSeq names its product nuclear protein. The record is from RefSeq and is a predicted model, not a curated record. The coding region runs from base 1 to 1842 and encodes 613 amino acids. Gene Ontology annotation, cellular component: cytoplasm. The transcript is spliced from 4 exons. Gene Ontology annotation, molecular function: L-ascorbic acid binding; iron ion binding; peptidyl-proline dioxygenase activity. Gene Ontology annotation, biological process: peptidyl-proline hydroxylation; regulation of translational termination. Lineage: Eukaryota; Fungi; Basidiomycota; Agaricomycetes; Boletales; Suillaceae.
AUGGCCCAUGUUCGCGAGCGAUCUCUUUCACCUGAGCUUUCUUCAGAUUCGCUUCUAAAGCGAUUAAAAACGACACAUUCCUCGUCGACAUCGACCGUGGACCAUCGGUUGCGCUUCGAUCCUGGUCUCUUUGGGCCAGAAAAUGUGCAGAAAUUGCAUCAGGAUUACGCUGACAGUGAACCGUUCAAAUAUGCGAUUAUCGAAAAGCUUUUCCAGGAUGAUCUUCUCAAGAAUGUGAAGGAUGAAUGUAUGAAGGAGCUGAGCUUCACUGAGAAGGAGACAGACAUAUACAAGGUAAAUCAAACCGGAGACCUUGCAUCACUCUCGUACCUCUCUGAGGCUCAACUUGCACUUUUUCCAAACCUCCUCGCUCUCCGCGAUGCACUCUAUUCUUCAGAGUUUCGCAAGUUCAUUCAAGCUGUCACUGGGUGUGGACCACUCUCCGGAACGAAACAGGACAUGUCUGUCAACUCGUACACGCAGGGGUGUCACCUACUUAACCACGACGAUGUGAUUGGAACCAGGCGGGUAUCGUACAUCCUCUAUAUGCCCCUACCAUACAGCCAGGAAUGGCAAAAAGAAUGGGGAGGUGCUUUAGAAUUGUAUCCUGUUCAAACUGGCGCCGAUGGGAUCCCUGAGCCCGAGGCUGCACCAUGCAAAGCUAUCCCUCCAAGCUGGAAUCAAUUCAUUUUCUUCGAAGUGCAACCAGGCAAAAGCUUCCAUUCUGUAGAAGAGGUGGUAGUAGGAGGGGAUGGCAGGGAAAGACUUAGCAUAAGUGGCUGGUUUCAUGUAGCACAGGAGGGUGAGGAGGGGUAUCAAGCUGAUCAAGCAGUUCCUGAGCUCAAAAGCUCACGAGAACAGUUGACAUCUAGCUCUACCACCUUUGUUGCAUAUCCCGACUUGGAGUCACUCUAUCCAGAUGGACCGCUCCGAAGAGAAUAUAUCUCCUACCUCUCAAAGUUCCUAAACCCAGUUUACCUUCAAACACGCACGAUGAAGGCAUUGAUGGCACGUUUUGUCGUGGAAUCGAGUAUUGAACUUCACCAUUUCCUUUCCGCGUCUCUCGUAUCGAAACUUGAACCUGACCUGCGUAGGGCAGACGAAGCUGAUGGUCUUGAUGGUGAGACUCGCCAGGGGAGGAUACCACCGCACACUGCUGGCGUCUCUGGUGCAUGGUCUGCGCGAGGUCCACCACACAAAUGGCGUUACUGUACGCUUCAAAAAACAACGGAGCCCUUACGUGAAUCAGACACAAUCCUUCGUCAGUUGCAAGACGAAGUUUUCCCAAGUGAUGCGUUUCGCGCUUGGUUAAGCAUCAUGACGAAGUUGGUGCCGCUGAGCUAUGCCGUAGAAGCGCGAAGGUUUAGACCAGGCUUGGACUACACUCUUGCAACGAGCGAGGGGGACGAAUCGCGAUUGGACGUAGUGUUGGGAUUAACGCCACAAGUAGAAGUUGAAGAAAAUGAGACGCGAUCGAAUGGCAAGUCGAAGGCGGAUGAAAAAGACGAAGAGGACGAAAAGCCGCAUGGUUGGCAGGCUGGGGAGUGGGGAGGAUGGGAGUGUUACAUGGCGCCCCAUGACGAGGAUGAUGAUCCAGCAGUCUAUCGUUCUGGGUCGAGCAAAAAUCACCAAGUCAACGAUACUUCUGGCGAUGAUGACGAUGACGACGAGAGCACUUUGCUAACCAUUCAGCCUAGCUUUAACAGACUCCUUCUCGUCCUGCGGGACGAGGGCGUUAUGCGCUUUGUCAAGUACGUGUCAGCUGCUGCUGCAGGCUCUCGGUGGGAUAUCUGCGCUGAAUUCAACGUGGGGAUGGUUCAGGAUGAGGAGGAAGAUUCAUGA